This is a messenger RNA of Purpureocillium takamizusanense, 713 nucleotides long. RefSeq lists its product as uncharacterized. NCBI's taxonomy places the organism in Eukaryota, Fungi, Ascomycota, Sordariomycetes, Hypocreales, Ophiocordycipitaceae. The transcript has a single exon. The record is from RefSeq and is a predicted model, not a curated record. Bases 390 to 689 code for a protein of 99 amino acids.
CGGCGGCGGCAGGGGUUCUCUCCCCUCGGGUACGUGUCUUGUCACCGCAGCGGCCCUCCUUUGUCUUCUUCUUCCCUUUGUCGUAGCGGCCACCGUGGCGCGGCACGUACCCGUGGAGCCGCGAGGCAGUGAACUUGGCGGAACAGCCUCGCCUACGUGACGCGCGUGGAUCCCAUGCUUCCUCCCCCCUCCCGCCGCCCCUUCCUUCUCCAGACACGCCCGCCCUGCUGAUAGUACAGUUGUACUAAAUAGCCCGUCGACAGACGGGUUACCGCCGCGGUGCGUGUCCCUGUUUUCGGGCAGGCUGUAUGUCUGACUGGGCGGGCGGGCGGGCGGCGACCUGGUGGAGGUGAAGUGGCCAUUUUUGCGGCGAGCGGCGGGACAGGCAGAUGGGUUCGACGACGCGGGGAGGAGGUCGGAUGGAGCGAGCAGAGUGGGCAACGUCGUCGUUGUUGUUGGUGUUGUUGCUGGCUCACAGUAAAGAGGAUGAUUUCACGAGUGAACGCAGGCCGUGCCAUGGCCCGAGGGCUGUCGGUCAUGGUAGCAGGCACGGUGAAGAUGGCGCGCAGGAUGCCAUCAACGACGAGUGGAAUAUGCUCAGAGAAGUUGCGAGACGUCUCUUUGACCAGGAGGUCGCGUCGUACGUAGCUACAUCUAUCUAUCUUGCCGGCCCGGCGAAACCACGCUGAUGCCCGGACCCCCCUUGAUACUCC